Molecule: messenger RNA, 2509 nt
Organism: Ylistrum balloti
Lineage: Eukaryota; Metazoa; Mollusca; Bivalvia; Pectinida; Pectinidae
Product: protein O-linked-mannose beta-1,2-N-acetylglucosaminyltransferase 1-like
Exons: 25
Coding region: 1-2469 (822 amino acids)
Biological process (GO): protein O-linked glycosylation via N-acetylgalactosamine
Cellular component (GO): Golgi membrane
Molecular function (GO): beta-1,3-galactosyl-O-glycosyl-glycoprotein beta-1,3-N-acetylglucosaminyltransferase activity
Source: RefSeq, a predicted model, not a curated record
AUGUAUAUAUACAGAAAAGUGAGGCGUAGCACCAUACGGAGAUUUGGAGGUUACAGAAAACUCAUCCUGUGCACCAUUCUUGUUAUGCUGUGUAUGACAUUGUAUUACUACAGAUCUCCUGUUCUCAACAAUGGUGUGAGACAGGUGUGGGACGGCAAUAUGUUGUCAAAAAAUAGCACAGAUGCUCCUUGUGGCGUCCGAUGUCCUGUUGGUCAAGCCUCAUUCAUGAUAAAGACAGGAACAGGAAUGAAUGUUGCACCUACAGUCUGUUUCAAUGGCAGGGUACUGUUCAGCCCUGAACUUCAGAACGCUGCCCGUGGUAUAAAUGCUGUGUUUAUAGAUCCAGAUACAUUGGAAAUAAAAGACCAGCAAACAUUUGAUACAUAUCUUGAUGUGUAUCCUCUACUUCGAUAUGUCAGAGAGAAGGUGCCAAGAAAUACACUGGUUUUGGCUGUCAGCUAUGAUGAAAUUUCAGAAGGCCUGAAAGAAGAAGGGAAAAAUGUCUUUAUUGCAUUGGGCAGCAACCUUAUUUCAAAAGUACAGUUCCGAGAUGCCUUUAUGAUAAUCGGUCAGAUGGGUUUGUCUCAAGGCCAUGCAAUAGAAUUUCAUAAAUCCAGGGAAGCAAGUGCCUUUGCUCCUUCCAUAGAAAAACAUGGAUGUUUUGGUUUACCAAUGGGACCUAUAGGAAACGCAGAGGACUUUCUACCGUCUGUUCAGUCAAUGGGAGCCAUUCAACCAGGGAGAGACCUUAUGUAUUGUGGUUUAAAGUCAGCUUGUGAGGAUGGAACAUUCUCUGUGAUGGUUGACACGGGAGAUGGUGAUAGAAGUGCUCCCAAAAUUUGUGUUUCUGGAAAAAUCAUUGUAGACAAACAAGUCAACGAUGCAGGACGUGGAUUUAACGUGGUGAUCAUCGACCAUGUGUCCUUCCAGGUCAAAUCUAUUUCCAGGUUUGACACAUACUCCAAAGAUAGCCUAAACUUAGAAUUUUUCCUGGACAAACUUGAGCCUGAUGAUAUAGUUAUAGCUGUUGUCAAUGAUGAUGGUUCAAGGAAACUGAGUUUACAUGCCAAGGAGUUAUUUAAUCAGCUAGGAAGCAGUAUGGUUCAGAACCUGAAGUUUAGAGAUGUCUGGUAUUUUGUCGGUCAACAUGGUAUCAAAGGCUUCACCAAACAUGAAAAGAUCAGUUAUGCAGGUUAUGAUGGGGCAUGGCCAAAAAUUUUGCACAACUCAUUCUGUGUCAAUAAAAAAUUGGAAGGCUUAAAGGUGGCCCCAGAUCCAGGUGGCUACCGUAAUGAAGGCAGAAGGGCGUUUUGUAAGAAAUAUGAUGGUUAUGCAGACUUCUGUGAGGGAUCAAAGAUCGAUAAGAUGAUCUCUCCUGUUGGACUUGUGGACAAAAAUCUUGUAAAUAAUCCAGUAUUUGAUGUUCCCAUCAUCAUAAUCCCAGGAAUGGACCAUAACGCCCUUGUUCGUACUUUAGAGACCACCAUCAUGCAACCAGGAGUGCGCCCAUCCCUUGUCACGGUAAUGUGGGAUGAAAAAACAGUGGAACAUGCAGAACUGGCCGAUCUUUUUAAAUACAACAAUCACAGCUUGUCUGGUAGUCUUAACUAUAUAGACCAAAUGCAGAAAGCGUUGACAACUGGAUGGGAGCUCCAUACUGAAGCUAAAUACCUGAUAGUUUUAGAGGAGGAAAUUGUCUUAGCUCCAGACUUUCUGUCCUUCCUUGGUCAGAGUUUGGUAGUAGUGGAUUCUGAUGCUUCUCUGCUGGGAGUGUCCGCCUGGAACUACAAUGGUUACGACACUACUUCUGGAGACAGAACAUUAGCAUAUCGAGUUGAAGAGUUUCCAGGACUUGGAUUCCUCCUGAAACGAAGCGUGUUCGACACUUAUAUGAAGAACCGCAUGUCUGUCUGUUGCUCAAAAAGAGUUUGGAAUAAUUGGGCAUUAGCAGGAGAAGAAGUUGUUGGUGAAAUCUUGAUACCUGAUGUCUCACGCAUUUACCGUCAACCAUAUCAGACCUGGAACACCAAUGAAGAUUACCUAACGGAGCUUUUCAACAAGCCAAGACUCACCAAUUUAGAGGCUGGGAUGAACCUGAAGGGCUUGUCUCACUUAAUGGAGAGCAGCUAUGAUGCCUUACUUCAUAAAAAACUAGCUUCAGCAGAUGUUUUCACUGCUGACAUGCUGAAGAACUGUAUGACAGGCAAGAAGCAGCAGAUUCUUUACGUGCCAAUUGAGAAAAAGUCAGAUUUUGCUGUUUACUUUGAGCAGUCAAGUCCUCAAAACUUCACCAUUUCAAACGAGUUAUGUCGUUGUUUUGGUUUAUAUUCUGUCAAAGAGCAGAGGCCUAAGAACCUCCAUAAAGGCAUCAUUAGGUUUUAUUUUGACAGAAGAGAAGGCUUCUUGGUGGGAUCGUCAUCAGAAGAAUUCUACAGACAUAAACCCCCAGACUAUAAAGCUAUUAGGUAGAAAGAAGUAGUUCAAAAAUACUCUGUGUUUAAAAGUUUAA